Molecule: messenger RNA, 2238 nt
Organism: Vombatus ursinus (common wombat)
Lineage: Eukaryota; Metazoa; Chordata; Mammalia; Diprotodontia; Vombatidae
Gene: TCAP
Product: titin-cap
Exons: 2
Coding region: 1250-1765 (171 amino acids)
Biological process (GO): cardiac muscle tissue morphogenesis; skeletal muscle myosin thick filament assembly; skeletal muscle contraction
Cellular component (GO): Z disc
Molecular function (GO): structural constituent of muscle; protein-macromolecule adaptor activity; titin binding
Source: RefSeq, a predicted model, not a curated record
AACCACAGACAGUUGGACACAACUGAAACAGAACAACAAUUAAUUAACACCUGCUGUAAGGAGCAGAUUUCAAGGUUGGAGGGGACCUAAGAAAGGUCCAACCCUCUUAUUUUCACAAAGGAGAAAAGUGAGGUCCUAAGAGGGAAAAGGACUUGCCUAGGUUGUAGUAAGAACUCAGCAGAGAUAGGACGAGAACCUAGGCCUGACCUUUCGUCCAAGGCCAGGCUACCCCACCUCCCCAUUCUCAAGUGAGUGGAGCUGAGGGGACCCUGCCUUUCCCAGAGACUGCCACUCUCCAGUGCUGGCACCACCUUGGGGAGCAGCUGCUUUGGUCCAGCUUGGCCUUAGGAAAGACAAACAACAAACAAAGGUCAUCGGUGCCCAGGAGACCAGAAAGGGGAUUAACACCACCACCACCACCACCCUCCCCCACCUCUCUAAGGAAGGGAUGGGCAUAUGAACACUGAACUAAACUGGUUACUGUUCUCUAGAGGGAACUGUUGGGCAACAGGGGAGUGUGCCCUUUUUCUUACAGUCCCAAUGGUUUGUGAACGCAGAGCUGUUUACCCCUUUAGAUAACCCAGAGGGCAGACAAUAUGUCAGGGCCAGGGGGGCCAGCACGCCCAGGAGAAAGGACAAAGGAUGAUUUUGGGGGCGUGAAGCCUGCCAACCCCUGGAGGUGAGACUGGGCACUGGAGCCUCACACGUGCUGAUCUGUUUACAAAUGUCCCCAAACUUUCCUCUGCAGAGAGAGUUGAGCUGGAGUAGGGAGGGCAAGAUUAUUGUUCCCAGCAGUUCUGGGCACGGAUCCCGGUGACUCAUACAUGAGGCUGGCCUCUGAAGGUGCAGCGGGAGUGCUGAGGGCUCCAGAAGUGUCUGUCUCCUGCCUCACUCCCCAGAAGGAGACUGGGCAAUCAAUACCAAGCCAAGUCUAUGAUUUCUGUCCCAUCCUCUAGCCCUGGGGUGUCCUAGGGAAGUCAGUCAGAGGGAGCAGUGUUUAAUCCUGUCCCACCCUCUCACCCCCCCCAGGAAUUGAAAGUAGACAAUCUCUGUCCCUCCUUUGCCCCGCUUAAAUAAAAUGCACACUCUACCCACUGUGCCCCCCCCCCUUCCUUCCCUGAGUCUGGGCUCCAGAUAUAGUUCCUUCGCAAUGGGCCUGAAAAUAGAUUGGGGGUGGGGGGGAGGUGGGGGUUAUAUAAAGCAUCAGAGAGAAGACCAGAUUGAGAGAGAGAGCUGACCCAGAGUGACCAUGGCUGCAUUCAAGUUGAGCUGCGAGGUAUCAGAAGAGAAUGGAGACCGCAGGGAGACUUUCUGGGCUGAAUGGAAGGAUCUGACACUGUCUUCCCGGCCAGAGGAGGGUUGUUCUGUGCAUGAAGAAGAUAGCCAACACCGAGAGACAUACCACCGGCAGGGGCAGUGCCAGGCGCUGGUGCAGCAGUCACCCUUGCUGGUGAUGAGGAUGGGUAUCCUUGGCCAGAGGCUGCAGGAGUACCAGCUGCCGUAUUCGAGGACACUGCCUCUGCCCAUCUUCACACCCUCGAAGGUGGGCUUGAAGGAAGAUCGCGAGGCCACCCCCAUCCAGCUUCGGGAGCUCCUGGCUCUGGAAACAGCUCUGGGGGGGCAGUGCCUGGACCGGCGAGAGGUGGUUGAGAUCAAAAAGGAGCUGCCUCCUGUGGUGGCUGCCAGCCAUCCCCAGUUUGGCAAACCGGGUGCUCCCCGCCGCUCUCUAUCCCGAUCCCUGUCCCAGGAAGCACAGAGAGGCUGAAGGGGACUCUGGGGGUGAAAUCCCUUCUCCCCUGACUCCUGUGCCCACCCUGCUGUGGGCAUUACCCAGCUAAGAACGGGGGGGGGGAGGGGAGGACUGGUCACUAAAGCUUUGUAGUUAGCCCAGACCUGCGUUGGGGAAGUGGGAGCUGAAAAGUGGAACAUGUGGGUCUUCUGAGCUCCCAGAGGGAGGACAGAAUAGUAAAAAGAUGAGGAGCUAGGGUAUAUCAACAUCAUCUGAAAAUUGCAGACAAGAAUUAGAUGACAGACUAGAUGGCUGAACACCAGGAUCUAGAGAAAAAAGGAGAGAUGUGAAUGGGGGAUUAGAAAGCCCCCUGAAAGAGACCAGAUGGAAGGGGGAUGUAAGACUGGCGGUGGCAGGAGCCCCAAUGGGAGAAGACAGGGAUGGGGGAGUAGUGUCAGGGUCCCACCCAAGCAUCAUCUGUUAGUGCUACAAUAAAAGUGAAAACUAGC